This is a messenger RNA of Prosopis cineraria, 1999 nucleotides long. RefSeq names its product WAT1-related protein At4g08290-like. The record is from RefSeq and is a predicted model, not a curated record. Lineage: Eukaryota; Viridiplantae; Streptophyta; Magnoliopsida; Fabales; Fabaceae. The transcript is spliced from 6 exons. Gene Ontology annotation, molecular function: transmembrane transporter activity. Bases 43 to 1230 code for a protein of 395 amino acids. Gene Ontology annotation, cellular component: plasma membrane.
AACAAGCUGUGAAAUUCAGAAUCUCUUAGCAGAGAAGUGAAAAUGAAAUACUGUGAGAAAGCGGGGGCGUGGUUGAGAGGGGCGAAGCCAUACCUGCUGAUGGUAGGGCUGCAAUUCGGGUCGGCGGGCAUGUACAUUAUGGCCAAGGACGCUCUCAAUAAGGGCAUGAGCCAUUACGUCUUCAUCGUCUAUCGUAACGCCAUUGCUGCCUUGUCUCUUGGCCCCUUUGCUCUCGUUCUUGAGAGGAAAGUGAGGCCCAAAAUGACGUUUCGGAUUUUUUCAGAGAUUAUGGCGCUGGCUUUUGUCGAAGUAAUACUGGAUCAGUGCUUCACCCUCUUGGGUAUGAAAUUAACUUCGGCCUCCUUUGUAGUUGCCGUGAUGAACACUGUGCCCGCCAUUACCUUUGUGCUGGCAGUCCUUCUUGGAAUGGAGAGGAUGAAGAUGAAGGAGAUUCGAUGCCAAGCAAAGGUGAUGGGGACGGUGAUAACAGUGGGAGGAGCCUUAUUGAUGGCACUGUACAAAGGACCCAUCGUGGACGUCGCAAGCGGAUCGUCAGGCCACCCCGAGAACGUCAGCGACCCCGCCGGCUCUCAAUGGCUGCUGGGUUCUUUCGUGGUCCUCGUCGCCUGCAUCGCCUUCUCCGGUUUCUACAUUUUGCAAGCGGUGACACUGAGGAAGUACCCGGCGGAGAUGUCGCUGGCCACGUGGAUAUGCCUGGUGGGGUCAUUCCAGAGCGCGGGAGUGGCGGCUUACAUGGAACGACACCGUCCUCAGGCGUGGUCCGUGGCCUGGGAUUCCACGUUCUUCGCCCCCGCCUACUCGGGGAUAGUGACGUCGGGGAUCCAAUAUUACGUGCAAGGGGUGGUGAUGAGGAGGAUGGGCCCAGUGUUCGUGACGGCUUUUAAUCCGCUGAGAAUGAUCAUCGUGACCAGCCUCGCGUGCUUGUUGCUGUCGGAGCAGCUCCACCUGGGCAGCAUAAUUGGGGGAGUAGUGGUGUCCGUGGGGCUCUAUCUGGUAGCGUGGGGCAAAUACAGAGAAUUCAAGGAUGUCAUGCCACCCUCCCCUGCCAAGGACAGUACUCCCCAUUGGCCUGAGCAGCAGCUACCCGUAACCAUGACCCCCACAGCUGUGGAUCAUCCCAAUCCUCAUGAAUCCAUCGUCAUCUGUGACCAAAACACCUGCCCGGACUCCACAAUUUCCAACAAUACCCAACAACCACAGUCUUCGUGACGCCCGGCCGCGUCCGAAAUAAUAACGGACUUCAUUUUUGUCCCCUUUUCAUUUUUAAAAUUUUAAAUUACCUCAGCUCAUGGAUUUACAGAUCCCCCUUCUCACCCUAAACCUGUUUUUGUUUCAGUGAGUGGCUUAAGCACUGCGUUUCACUUAAUGAAUGUCUCAAUUACGGCCGUUGAAUUUCCUCAAUAUAUAUUUGCAAAUUAUUAAAGCAUAUUUCCCUCUAAAAUUCAAAGCAAGCAUAAAUGUCCCUUCCAAAAGUUUGAGAUUUGAUAUUUUCUGAAUAUUAUAUGAAAAAGUCUUUGAUAGCUGUUCGAUUAAAUUAAACCAUUGUUUUUGUGUCACAUGAGACGUUCAUUAAAUAAGCGUACUAAUUAAGUCACUCACUAGAUUUAAAUCCAUUCGUAUGAUCCUUUUCUUUAAGAAACAAUAAAAAUAUAUAAGAGGUCCGAACAGCAACGAGGCCGCUGGUGCUAAAGAAUAACAGAAAAAGGAAAAUAACGACUGAGCCUGCAAGAAUAGCAAAGCCAAUAAACAACCAAACGAGGAGGACGGUGCGGUGGGGACGAUAGAUGGAAAAGGCGAGCCCUAUGUGAACCGUGAAGUGGCUAUAUCCAAUAUAAUAUAUACAUGGACAUCGUAAUCCCAUUAUUAUAAAAGAUAAAUUCAAUUAAUCCUGUAUUUGCAUGCUUAUAGUGACACAGUACGUAUCUCCUAUCCCAAAAUAUUUAUUUGAGAAAUUGUGAAGCCAAAUUCGAAUAGUUCA